This is a messenger RNA of Vitrella brassicaformis, 882 nucleotides long. NCBI's taxonomy places the organism in Eukaryota, Vitrellaceae. The record is from the annotation of a GenBank genome assembly.
GGGGGAAGGAGCAGGCCGGGAGGAACGCACGCCCAAAAUGGCUGUGGAGCAUCUGGCCCUGCGCGUCAUUCAUGGCAUCAAUGUGGCUGGUGAGUGCCGUAGGGUAAGCGAGGAGUGAACGCAGGGCGAACUCAGGGCACAGAAGAUGGUGGCCAUUCAUUGUCUUGCUGUCAGCUGCCGGCUUCUUUGGCCUCAGUGCACUAUUUGCUCCGAAGUUCGCUGCAACGUACGCUACGCGCAUCCGCAGAUCUACGCGCCCACACUCACAACACCAUCCAAUGCAUGAGCACUGCAUGCCCCCUGCUCUGCUUGUGUGUCUCGUGCAGGCAGCUGUUCUCGGGCAGCAUCGCCCCGUCCCAUUCGCUGAGUGUGACGGGCGCACUCUGGACGAGCAUCUCUCUCGGGUCUGCAUGCGGCCUCUACAACCCCCUGCCCUUCGCAUCGAUUCUGCUCAUUCAGGUAGGUGGGGCGAGGCUCCAGCUGACCAUAUGGAUGCAGUCUCUCUGUCCUUGUGUGUGUGUGUGUGUGUGUGUGUUGUGGGCCAGCUGCUGUAUAAGGGUCUGUUUGUGGUGUUCCACACCUUGCCCUGGCUGGCCGGUGGCCGCAAAACGUCCUUUCCCGCCAUCAUGUCGGCUGUGUUUAUGUUUUGGAUCGUUGUGAACCCCUUCAUCAUCCCCUGGGGCUACCUGUUCGCUAUUUGACUGACUGCAUCCGUGUAGGCAUCCAUCGAUUGACAUCGUUUAGGUGGUUUGUGUUCUUUUGUUGUAGGAGUUCUUCAAGUACUAAUUGUAGGCUCUGAGAGGGUUCACUGCAAUAAUAGUCAGUCAGUCGUCUCUACUUACACCCACACAUCGCCAUCGCCCCACAAGCAUCGACCCGCAC